AUGCCUCUUUACGGGCCGAGCCUGGGCAGCCUCCUAGGCCCAAAGCUAUCUGGGCUUUCUUCCGGUCCGGCCCGGCCCGAGGAACGCUGGGGUCCACCUCCACCCGGCUGCCUCGUUUUGUCGAGGCAGAGCAUCUCUCACACCAUCGUCGUCCUCGCCACUUCGCCAGCGUCCGCGCCGCCGCCGGUCCACCUCGCCAGCGCCCGCGUCUCCGGCGUCCUUUCGCCGGAGCACGCAAUCCACCUCGAAGAAGCUCAUCCUUUCCUCAUCGGCGUUGUUGUCUUCCCCUCUACCGUGGACGGGAGAUCCGUCCGGACUCGCGACCGAUUCCAUUUGCUGAUGGAUUCUCUUGAAAUCAAGAAAGAAGAAGAUUAUCAGAUGGAUCAGAUUGAAAUCAAGGAUGAUGAAGACCAUCCGAUAGAGAUGCUUGUUGACCAUCCUCGUUUUCUAGAACCCUUAUGUCCAGAGGAGGUCAAUGAAGACACACGAGUAUACCCUCGUGUAGGGGAUGAGUACCAGGUGGAAGUUCCAAAUCUAGUAACAGAUGAUAAACUCAUGAAACUAAGCUCAUUGACAGUUUAUGACAGCAUUUCGGUUGGGUUUGAGUACCCUGUGGCAGUAGGAUUAGCUAUUCCAGUCACAUUGACCCAAAAUACAAGCAGUCAUAUAAAAGAAGAGCAGAGGGGAUUUUCAGGACGCAGUUCAUGUCCUUCACAAGAUGAAGGUACCAUCCACAGCAGUGGAAAUAUUCCCGGAAAUUUAUAUCAGCACAGCAUUUGUUCAGAGUGUCGGGGCUGUAAAGUUGAAUAUGUCGAGCAAGGUGAGAAAUUAUCAGGAUCUAUAGGACAAGAUAUGCACUGCUUACAGAAAAGGGAGCUUUUAGUCUGUUCUUGUGUAAAAAGGAAACUUAAUGAUUUUAUUCCAUUGCCUGGGAUGCCAAGACACUCCUGGACUGAUGAAGAGGCACAUACUUUUCUUCUGGGUCUCUACAUAUUUGGCAAAAAUCUUGUUCAGGUGAUGAAAUUUACGGAAGGUAAGACAAUGGGAGAAGUGUUGUCCUACUACUACGGAGAAUUUUUCAGGUCUGAUGCAUACAAACGAUGGGCUGCAUGUAGAAAAGCAAGAAGCAGGAGAUGUAUACUUGGGUUACGUAUAUUUUCUGGUCCUAGGCAGCAGGAAUUGUUGUCACGUUUGCUUGCUGCCGUAGCAAGGGAGGUUGAAGAUCCUUUGCUGGAGGUCUUUAAGACAUUCAAUGAGGGAACAUCUACUUUUGAGCAGUUUAUUUUGACCUUAAAGUCCACAGUUGGUGCUCAAGUUCUUGUAGAGGCAGUUGGAAUUGGCAAGGGGAAAUAUGACUUGACUGGAUUUGCAUUAGAUCCUAGUAGAAAUCAUGGUAUCUUGACCCGAUCAGAAAUCCCUAUUGGCAAGGCUUGCUCGGCGCUUUCAUCUGGAGAUAUCAUAAAGUUUUUGACUGGUGACUUCAGACUAAGCAAGGCAAGAUCCAAUGAUCUAUUCUGGGAGGCUGUCUGGCCUCGGUUGCUUGCAAGAGGCUGGCAUUCAGAGCAGCCCAAGGAUUCUUCACCAGUUGGAAAGCAUGCUUUAGUCUUUCUCAUUCCAGGCGUAAAGAAAUUUUCUAGAAAGAAGCUUGUCAAAGGAAAUCAUUAUUUUGAUUCUGUUAGCGAUGUCUUGAGAAAAGUUGCAUCUGAACCAAAGCUGCUUGAGUUUGGAGUUGAGGGUGGUAAUGAUGAAGGUGUGGUUAAGCUUGAAAAUGGAUGGAUCCAUGAUUCUGAACCUGACAAAAACACACUUCCUGACAAGAAACCUCCUUGCUAUAGCCGGGCCAGUGAGCCUGGCUGUUCCCCAGAGCUAAUGAAAUUUACUGUGGUGGAUACUAGUCUUGUUCAAGGGGAAGAACCUUCUAAGGUGAGGUCACUAAGAAAUCUACCAACAGAUGCCAGUCAUGGUUACAUGUCUUCACCACGAUCAGGAGAUUCUGGGAGUGACAGCUCAGAGGAGCACUCAGAUUCUGAAGACGGCUCUCAGCCAUAUGAACAUAUAAAUACUGAUCGAAGCACAACCAAUGUCAAGUAUGUUAACGAGGAGAAGAAAAGUAAGCCUCCAACAAGUGAUAAGAUGGAUUCUAGUGCACUUCAGAAGUCUGUUUUUUCAGGCACAUCAACAUCGAUCAAUGGUCAUAUUUCAAUUGAUCAAGAUUUCGGCACAGUGAAUAGUGUGUGCUCUUCUACCGCAACUAUUCUUCCUGUUGAUGUUCAAAGGGUCUAUACUACUACUACCUCCACUGAAAUAAGCUUUCAGUUUGAUCAAAGGAUAAAUGCUGAGUCCCAAGUUUUCUUAGCACCUUUGUCAAAGAGAAGAAGGUUAGUUUCCUGUAAGACUGAAAGAACUGGUCGCAAAAAUAUUGUUGCCAAUGAAAAUCAUUACUGGAAGAAAGUUGACAAGCCACCGCAACAUGAUGUGUCUGGAGCAAAUGAAACAAGCAGAGAGGCUAACCCUUUUGUAUGGGGCGCAAUUGCGAACUCAUCAACUAACAUAUCCUUCGAUGUGAAUAACAAGCAGGCAUAUUGCAGACAGCUUCACAAUGUGCCCCGCAAUGAUGAAAAAAUGAUUUACAAGGAAAAGCGACAAAAUAGGCAUGUCGUUGAUCCGAAUGUCCCACAAACACCAUCUGAUUAUGAGUCAACUGUGAGCUACAGUGUCCCUCAAUCCGACAAGAAUACACAAGCCAUGGACAGACCUCUACGUUCUUCAGAAACUGAGGAAAUGACCAACCACCUUCCAGAUAUGGAUGCCCCUAGUAAUGUGCUCUAUGGGGAGCUUUCUUUCAACUCAAGAAGGCAGAGUAGCAGAAGCCGCCCGCCAACAGCCCGAGCUCUGGAAGCUCUUGCCUGUGGCUUUCUUGGGACCAAACAAAAGGGCAGGGAGGCAAACUUUCCAUCUUCAAGCAGGAGCAGCAGACCUGUUCGACGACCACGAAGAUCAACUGAUGUUGCUCUGUCAUUUCCUUCUGAUGGCGAAGGAUGUACUUCUCAUUUUACUGAUUCGCCCAUGGACGUCAACGAAUGGCACAUGGGUAAUCCUCCAUACCAAAUGAUUCACAGCAGCCCCUCGGAUAAAUCCACAGAUAAAGGGAGUCCUGACUUGUUCGGGGCAGACAAGUCUACUGAUAAAGGAGCUCAUGAAUUGUUUGGCAUACCUUAGAUCGCAUGAAAAUGAGUAAGGUCGGUCCAUGCCCAGCAAUAUCUUUGGAUUAGCCAACCUUUAUUGAAUGGAUUGGCUGCCGGUUAAGAGAACGAAGUGAUCUUAUGGUCAGAAUGCAACCUGCAGUAAUUGAUGGGUACUACUUGUUCAAACUUUGUUUUUUGGUUGAGAAACGAAUGGAGGAAGCUUAUAAAACUCAGUUUUCAAUUUCAUCUACAGUUAUGUGCAUGUACGUUCUCAAUACUUAUCAAGAGCAGAUGAGACCAAUGAACUACAAACAUGUGAUUGAUGAUUGCCUUCGCAUCAGCAGUUCAGCCUCCAGUGGCUUAUCAAGUCUUCCGUGAUAGAAUCAUGCGCUUCUUGUUUGGAAGCCUAUGAUGAAGCUUUUACCUUUCCUUUGAAGUUUUCUGAUAAAACUUUACCCGGAGUUAUACUCUUGCUUUUUAUUACAUAUACUAUGUCGGUUAGCUGGACAAGCGUGUUAUAGUGCGCUCGUAUAAGAACCAUACCUGAACUAAAUUUGGAACUCUGUCCCUGUGCAACAAACCCAAAAGCGUGUUCUAAGCAUACUUGUGAAAAUGCA
Molecule: messenger RNA, 3802 nt
Organism: Phragmites australis (common reed)
Lineage: Eukaryota; Viridiplantae; Streptophyta; Magnoliopsida; Poales; Poaceae
Exons: 4
Coding region: 1-3219 (1072 amino acids)
Cellular component (GO): nucleus
Molecular function (GO): transcription corepressor activity
Source: RefSeq, a predicted model, not a curated record